AUGGCAGCCUCGGAGCAGGGGACGGUUGCGCUCUCCAAUGACGUGCGUCUCUUGCUCGAAGAUGUGAGCCGCGAGCACUGCCGCAUCGAAUUUGAUGGAGAGGCCAAGCCAAAUGCGCUCGAGAACCUGGUUGCUUUGGCUCAUGGCGACAAGCUUCAGAUCUCCAAGCAUACGCUUAGUUUUUCGUACACGGAGAGCGAGAAAGUGAAGCAUGCCGAUGAGGCUCCGAUUAAGGAGGCUCAGGCUCACGAGGCUCCGGCUAGCGAGGAUCAGGUUCAUGAAGCUCCGGCCAGUGAGGCUCAGGUCGACAAGAUCCAGCCCAGCGAAGCCAAAGACAGCGAGGUACAGCCUAGCGAGGUACAGGCCAGCCCAGUCCAGGCCGAUGUGCCCAAAAAGGUGCCUACGCCGAAAUCGACGCCGAGGAGGCGACGUGCUGCUGCACAAGAAUCGCCUAUCACGCCCCGCCGCCAGAGUGCUCGUCUGAAGGCCAAGUACAGCUCCCCAUGCUUGAGGGAUCAUGUGCCGACGCCUAGCAAAGCGGAGAAGAACGAGUCGCCCAUUGCCGUGGCACAAGAGGAAGUGCCUGCGGCCCCUCAGGCCGAGUCGCAGCGCGAAACCGAAGCCCUGUCUCAAGCCAAAGAGGCACCCACCGAGAUGUCUACCGAGGCAACGGCUGAGAAGCCCGAUAAACCGGCGCAAGCGACCCCUGCCGAGACGCCGCUCCCUGCUGAGACCCCGACGGAGCCCGAGUCCAAGCAGUUGGAUGUUCCUUCGCCUCUUGAGCGCAGUACUCAGGAGACGAAUACGGUGGAGCAGCCGGCUCCCCAGCCCCAAGAGCCCGUGCAGGAAGCCACCUCGGCGCAAGAGGAGGCUGAUUCCGAGGAUGCGGAUGCGCUGGAAGAGGCGGCUAUUGAUGACGAGCUCUUCGCCCCGACUACGCCUCAGCGCGCCUCCCCUAUGCGUGCUCCGAUGACCCUGCCGCGUAAUAUGCCCCGUACGCCUCCGCUGCAGUGGACGCCGUCCAAGUCGCGCAAGAUUAGUCUGCGUACAGCAACGCUGCUGAAGCGCAGUGCUCAGUACCCUCUGUUGCCCAUGUCGGAGCGCCGCCCGACACGCGACGAGGUGCCUAGCUUCAACAGGUCGCCAUCGCGUGCACCUCGAACUUCGACCGGCUCGCGCGACAUGGACUUGACGUCGGACUAUAUGCGUACCGUAACGUCCGACCCCGAAUUUUCUUCGGACGAGGACGAGGACGAGGAUGACUCGGACGAGAUCGAAAAGAGUCUCGAGCUGUCCCACUCGGAAGAAAACCCAAGCCCGGCCAAGACUCCGGAACGCAAGGAGCGUGCGCCUGUCCUUUCCCAGUUCCUUACACCGCAGCAGCCUAAGGAACGUGCGCUGGCUUCGCGGCGUUUGUCGAACCCUGUGGAUGCCAAUACGCCCAGGCUCAAGAACCGCUCUUCGUGGCAGUGGCUGCGCGGUCUCUUUUCCCCGAAAGGGCAGCAGGAUGGAGCAUCGCCCAAUGAUCAAAAGGAGCCAUCGAGUGACCAAAAAGAAGAGCCCCUUACACCGGAGGCUCGUCGCGAGGUCGAGGAAGAAGAAAAGGAAGAGGAUGCUGUGCACGACGAGUUUUACGAUUCCGAGGACCCGGAUCAGGAGCCGCAAGCCGAGUCCUACGAGCCGAUGGACGUGGAGCCAGUCGACUUCCACCAGCACGUUCCCGAUGUGUCGCUGACCAACACCUCGUGGAUGUACAAUGUGCCCAAUUCGCCUGCGCCGAUUCAAGAGCCGCAGCAGGUAGCAAGCACCCCCGACAUGCAUGUCUUGAAGCACAUGUUCGCUGAACAGCCUUGUAUUGCUUCCGAGUCGGCCAUGUCCGAUUUCCGGCACAUGGUGCGCGCCUCUCCGGCGCAGGAAGACAUGAGCUUGGCAAGCGCCUGGAAUGCAAUGACGGCCCAUGAAGAGGAGUCCGAGCGUGAGCAGCCGAUGCACGACGCCGUCGAAGAGCUCCCUGCCUUGGUCAAAUCGACGGCCGAAAACGCCAUGCAGACGCAAUGGAAGACGAAGGAGAUGAUGCCCAGCACGUCCCACGAUGUGCCUACAGAGUCGCAUCUGGAAGCGGCAGCUUCUCAUGCCGUUGCCCCUGAAGAAAGCACGCCCACAGCUCCGGCACCGGCGAGCGAAUCAGUGGUGCAGACAAGCGAGGUACCUGCCGAAACGGCUAAACCGGCAGUUCCCUUGCGUGAGAUCUCGGUUCCGCAGACUCGGCCGGCGCCUCAGCCCGCUAUGCGUGCUAGUCCGAAGCGUGCCUCGGCGCGUGAAGCUACCUCGCGCCUGGGCUCUGCCCCGCCCCGCCCUAUGCCAGGAAACACCCAAGACCCCCGCGCAGCACGUAUGACGACACGUACGGUUGCGCAAAAGAAGGAGCCGUACGUCCCUGUCCGCCGCCAGCUUCCUGCUCGCGCUGCAGUCCCGAGCCUGGGUUCCAUGGCAACAACCGCGACGCGCGCAGCACGUGUGCCUGGAUCGACGAGUACGGAGCGUACCAAGGGUCCUGCGACCCCCGAGACCACUGGCGCGAACGCUAUGGGAUUACCGGCACGGAAUCAGUCGAUCAUUGCUCGCGGCUCGUCUAUUCCUACUGCGCCGGCCCAGCGGCGUCCCGCCUCGAAUGCCAACGCUGCUCAAGACACUGCGUCGGAGCGCCCAGCCUCGCGUAUUUCCGGUCCACGCACUGCCCGCCCCACAAGGAGCGCUCGUCGCCUAUAA
Messenger RNA from Malassezia japonica, 2769 nucleotides. RefSeq lists its product as uncharacterized. The transcript is spliced from 3 exons. Lineage: Eukaryota; Fungi; Basidiomycota; Malasseziomycetes; Malasseziales; Malasseziaceae. The coding region runs from base 1 to 2769 and encodes 922 amino acids. The record is from RefSeq and is a predicted model, not a curated record.